Messenger RNA from Entrophospora candida, 136 nucleotides. The record is from the annotation of a GenBank genome assembly. Lineage: Eukaryota; Fungi; Glomeromycota; Glomeromycetes; Entrophosporales; Entrophosporaceae.
AAAUAAUUAUUAUAGCGAUAUUAGUAAAUGUAUUGACUUGGAUGCAUUAUUUGAUGACAUCAAAGACAAUAUACAAGAGGGUAUGCCACCAUUGAAACCAUUGCAACUGCUUGAAUUAUUAAAAGCUAUUUAUGAG